GUCUUUAGUCGUAUUCCCGUAGUCGUCCGCACUCCUCUUCAAUAACUGAAUGCGGGAUCUUAUCCGUACGUCGUGAUAUGUGGUUCGUCACAGAAACACUGUACAAUGAGCCAAGAAGAAACGUAUACGAAGCUCAGUGAAGCAAUAGGUACUGAAGGACAAGACUACGAAGUUGCUGCCCUUACAUUCGUCUAUGUGUGGUGUUUCAAUCACCAACUGAAAUUCCGCCUAGCCACAAACCUCCAGCACGCAGUCCCGUUUGACGACAUAGUUCUGCUUCUGUACAACGGAAGAGAAGAUGCCUGGAACAGCGACGACUACCCGAGGACCAAAAGCGCACUUCUGCUGCUGCAGAUGACAUACAAGCGGAACUACAGGCCCACCCGAUCGGACAUGUUGGGCAUUGGGCCUAGGAGGCCUAACGAUAAACUGGCGGUGAAGAACUGCUUUGAAUCGUAUUCGAAAAUGGAUCUGAACAAAGUCAAAGCAGAAUUAGGAGAAACAGAUAAAGAUUUGAAUAUUCUGUUUGGGCUAUGCACUAACUCGUCACUGGAUGGGCAUGUCUUAGGAUCAUCACAGAAAAUAAUACCGAACGAUCUCUCCCAACAACUGGGCUCGUCAGAAGCGUUUUCAAUCGACGACACUGACUUAACGCCUGAAAAAGAUCGACUGGACUGGAUGAAGAGUCAGAAGGCGCAGAAAUUCCUCCAAAGUUUCAGGUUUUUCCAUGGACGCUCGGCAGAAGACUUCGACAAGCAGUCUGCAGAUCAACUGGAACAGCUUUUCGGCCCCGAUGCCCGUCCUCUGUUCUCCGACUUAAAACAGAGUAUCAGGACUUGGUGGAGUUGCAGGGAAAAAAAUGUGGAAUUUCUUACCUGGUCCUGCGGCCCUAUGGGAAAAAUCUGUGAACAUAUCUUACGCGCCACAUGCGAUGACUAUUUGCGUCACUGCAGCGCCUCGUGGGUGGCCUUCAGCGAGGAAUGCAUUGAAAAAUGCCGCAAACAAUUGAAGGGCUGUGUGGAGCAGAUGACAUUCUUCGCCGAUGAAGGAGCUUCCGCUCUAACUGCGUUCAAAGUACACCAGGCGCUGUCAGCUUUGCGCCAUCCGCACAUCAUCGGAAGCGUGGCGACACUGCAGAGCCACCAGGUGACGGUCGUCCAGUUGUGUCGCUGGGUCUGCAACUGGAUUGUGGUCGUGGAGGAGCCUGGACAGGACGCGCGCCCGCUGCUGGACCGGCUGUUGGAGCUCGCAGAGGACUGCUCCCUGGUGGUGGUGCUGGUGACGGAGCGUCGGCUGCAGGGCGCCAUUGUCGACAGUUGCGUGGCUGCCGACCUGGCGCCGCGCACGCUACAGGAGCUGCCACAGAUCGCGGUGCGGCUUCAGGGCAACGAGUACUGUGCCACGCUGGGUGACCUGCUGCCUGACACUGCCUCGCUCGGCGAGGUACUGGAGGGACAUGGCCAGCGGCUGAUGUGGCUAGUGGCAUGCGCUCUCCGCCGUGAGCCACUACGCCUCGGCCUCCCAAUCCCGCCUGUGGAUGACUGGUACGUCCGCAGGUCGCUAGUCUCUAACAGACUCCUCGGUGGGGAGACAUUUCUCCGGUCCCUGGGUCAGUCUGACAUCUGCCUAACUAACGACUCGUCGGCAGACCAAAUUUGUCGUAUCCUUCCUCACUGUCAUCCUAUUCGCUUCCAGGAUGCUACAGACGUUGCACCAUACACCGAGUGGCCUCUGAUACUUAUCGGUGGCAAUUCACGUACUGUUUCAGAGAAGUUCUUUGGCUGUAAUGUAUAUGAGUUAGUACAUACAUCAGUUGGCUGGGAGUUACUACACAGCAGUAAGGGAAUUUCGGUCAUUAGGAAUUACCUCGUAAACGAAGAGAAGUUGGAAGUAGGCGAGGAAACCCACAGAAAAAUACUACUGAACUUUAUGGAUAUAGCAGACAAGGUGGUUAUUAUUGAAGGUAAACCUGGAGUGGGAAAGUCGUCACUACUAAGUAGCAUCGCGAUAGAGAUUAAAGAAAAAGAUCCUAAAACAUGGGUUCUCAGGUUCAACCUUCUGAGGUACGCUAGCCUCCUGAAGCAGUCUCAGAACAGUACAGAAGCCGUUGCAGCAUUGGUGAAGGAUGCUCUCUCUGAAGCCCCCUUAACAUCACCUGAAAUAAUUCAACAACAAAGCCAUCUAGAGCUGGCAAUCCUAAAACAAUGCCUCAAGCAUACAUCGAACGUCGUCAUUCUCGUUGAUGGAUUUGACGAAAUCUCACCCGAUUACACGGAGAAAUGCUUCGCUAUUAUUCAGUCGCUAAUUUCUCGGUGCAGACUUCUUUGUGUGACCACCCGGCCGACAAUGGCGAAGGAACUCGAGGAUGUGCUAGGAGUCGUGGCGUACACAUUGGAGGAGUAUUCUGAUCAGGAGCUCCAGACAUUCUUCUUGAACUACAAAAAAAUGGGAUUUGUGAAGGACUUCCUCUCUGCAGCGGAACUGAAUGAACAACUCAGGAGCAUCUUGAGAAUACCAUUAUUCGCCAAAGUAUUUGCAGAUCUCAUUGCGAGGGGUAAACAAGAAAGACACGACCCAGUGACACUCUUUGAGGAGUUUUUCGAGAUGAAGUACCAACGACUGUUCGAGGAGAAAUAUUCAGCUAACCUCUCGGUCCCGGGUGCAACCGCUGAAAUGGAAUACAACCGUGGCGUCUACAUGAACGAGUUAAUGCAGUUGGCACUGAUUUCACUUCUUAAUGAUCUAUCAGGUGAUCCCAGCGUGCCAACAUUCAGAGUCAGGCUGAACUACUUUCUUAAACCUGGAAUUGUAUUUGAUUUUGUAAACGAGAAACCGGUCUUUCUUCACAGGACGUUCGCCGAGUUCUUCCUGGCCAAAUGGUGUGUCAACAACAUUGACAGUUGUGGAACAGUAUUCCGAGUUUCAUUUCUGGAUUACAAGCUGGAGUUCUUUGUAGAGUGUUUUAGUCGAAUGGCGUGCCGGGGAAAGAUGCUCCACGAAGCUGUCAUCAACAACAACAAGGAAACCGUAACAGAAUUAUUAUCUUCUGCUGAUACAUUACAGACAGAAGCAGACGUCACGGGCCGAAAUGCCUUACACUUGGCUGUUAUACAUGACAGAUGGAAAAUUGCGCGAUUAAUUGCAGGUACAGGCGUCGGUCUGCUGAUGGUGAAAGAUCGUGUACUACGCUGGACGCCACUGGAGUACGCGCAAGCUGCGCAGCGCUGGGGCAUCGUUGGAAUACUGCUGCAAGCUGGGGUUCCAUCUGAAGAUCUCGCCCAGGGUGAAGUGAAGUUCAGCACUCGCGACACCUCCCAACUGGAGCACAUUUUCCGUACCUCGGGCUAUCCUGCACUCCUGGACGCAAUACUCGAUGGGGCUACGUCGGCAACUCCUGAAGCACAAUUCAAGGUGGCAGUUUCCCUCAUCACUGUCCAGUUCCAAACUAGCUGCCACAGUCCAAACGGAAGAACGCUUUUACAAUGUGCGCUGGAGCAUGAUCACAGAGAGGUAGUGAGGACCUUGGUGAUCGGUGGAGCUGACGCUAUGGCGACCGACAGCGAUGGGCGCACCGCGCUGCACGUCGCAGUGGAGAAGGGGGACGCGGCCCUCGUCGCACUGCUGCUGGAGGUGGCCGCUGGACGCGACGACGUCGACCUGGACUGGCAGGCGCUGCUCCGCAGGGCGGCCGACAAGCAACACCUCCGGGUAGUCGAACGUCUAGCAGCAGCGAAGCUACAAGGUCCACGGCGCUCAGGGUGGACGUACCUCCACUGGGCCGCAGCUUCUGAGGACAUCUUGGUCCUACGUGCACUGUUGGAUGCUGGAGCAGAAGUUGAUGCGCAGGACACAGAAGAGUCAACAGCACUGCAUGUUGCUGCAGCCUACAACAAAGUUGAAGCUGUGAGGCUACUACUGCAACAUGGCUGCAAUGCGGAUAUCGAAGAUUACAGAGGAGAUACACCACUUGCUGUAGCCGCCAGAGAGAAGCAUUUCGAAAUUGUGGAAGCAAUGGCCGCAUCAAACCUGCGAAGUCCGCGGAAUGACGGCUGGACAUGUCUGCAGUGGGCUGCUGCCUGUGGAAGUACCAAGAUGCUGAAAGUGCUGGCGUCAACCGGCGGCGACAUAUUUACAGCGGAUGUCGAAGGCUGCACGCCUCUCCAUCUUGCUGCCAAGAAUGGCCACGAAGAGGCCGUGAAGCUGCUGCUUCAACUUGGGGCCGAAGUGCGACUCGAGGACUGCCACGGACAUACUUCUCUCGCUCUAGCUUGCAUGGCAAAACACGAAAAGGUGGUGAACUGUCUGGCAGAAGCAGCAUUGCGCAAAUCCCUUCACGAUGGAUGGAGUUACCUGCAUCUCGCCGCUGAGUCAGGAGACAAGCAGGUGCUGAGAGACCUGCUGUGCGGCUUUGCGGACCCGACUGCCACGGACGACUGUGGCUGCAGCCCGCUCCACACGGCGGCGGCCACGGGGCAGCUGGAGUGCGCUGCUCUGCUGGUGGACGCCGGGGCAAGCCUCGAGGCAAGGAACAACCAAGGCGGGACGCCACUGCUCAUGGCAGCCACUCAAGGAAGGGACACGGUGCUGAGGGAGCUCCUCGCUCGGGGAGCGGAUGCGACGGCGUCGGACAGCUACGGGAGGACGGCGCUGCACCUGGCGGCCGAGGGGAACCACGCGGAGUGCGCCAGGGCGCUGCUAGAGGUGCUGAAGAGGGGCGACCGCGAGCGCGCCACCCAGGGGGGCGCGACCGCCCUGCUGGCGGCGGCGGCGGCCGGCAACCGCGCGGUGUUGCUAGAACUGUGCAAAGGUGGCUGCAACUUGUCAGCGAGGGAUGCAGAGGGCUCGCCGGCCCUACAUAUCGCUGUCGCCAAGGGCCAUGUGGACUGUGCCAAAGUCCUUUUGGAGGAGGGGGCUAAAGCUGAAGAGAAAGACGCCGCGGGACUCACGGCCAUUGUGCUAGCGGCCAAACAAUGUCAACCAAAAAUAAUAAACGAGCUACUUGGAAGUGUGUUAGCUCCGCGGGGACAAAACUGGAGCACAAUUCACUGGGCAGCCUACGUUGGGGAUCACAAGUGGGUGGAGUCGGUACUGGCGGAACAAAGAGAAGCGAGAGCGCCGGGAGGUCUGUCGGCGCUGCACGUGGCGGCGGCUGUGGGGCACCCCGAGGUGGUGCAGCUGCUCAGCCGGGGCCUCGCGGUGCACGGCCACGACGCCUGCGGCUGGACGCCGCUGCUCUACGCCGCCGCCUGCGCGGAUGCCGGCCGCCGCCGGCCCACGGUGCUGGCGCUGCUGGCAGCGGGCGCCGACGCCGGCUACGAGGCGCCCUCUGGCGACUCGGCGCUCUCCCUCGCGGCGCUGGCCCGGCGUCUGGACGUGGUGAUAGAUCUCGCCGAGCCAAUGUUGCUGUACAAGCCUCAGAAUGGCUGGACCUACUUACACUGGGCCAUCCACUCCAGAAACGUCCAGGUAAUCAAAGCGCUGAUCGCCGCUGGCCACAAGGUGUCGAUCAAAGACAAACAGGGCUCGACAGCUCUGCACCUCGCAGCAGAAGAAUUCUAUGUAGAAGGUGCGCGUAUCUUGCUGGAAGCUGGAGCCAAAAUCGAAAAAAAGGACCAAUCGGGUCACACGGCGCUCGUACUUGCUGCGCAUAGAGGGCAGGGAGAGAUGAUGCUGUUUCUUCUGGAUGCUGGUGCUGAUCCGUCUGCGGUAUCAGUGCUCGGCUAUAAGCCACUUCACACUGCAGUACUCACUGGAGAUGAAAAACAAGUGAAAUCUCUUUUGAAGAAGGGCUUAAAUAUCAACGAUACGACCGAACAGGGCUUUACACCAAUGAUGAUAGCGGCAUGUAUUCGAAACCUCAAGAUGGUAAAGUGCCUAAUGGGUCAUAAACCAGAUCUUAAGGAAACUAAUUUCAUUAGUUGGACGGCAUUACAUUAUGCAGCCCGUAAUGGACCACCAGAGGUGGUGAAGUACCUUAUAGACCAAGGAGCAGACGUUAAUGUUCGAGACUUGAACGGCUGGAAACCAAUACACGUGGCAGCUCGUUAUUCAGAUGAUGAGGUGGUCGCUGCCCUUUUGAGUGGUGGGGCUGACCGCACGGAGACGCUGCCCCACGUAGCGUCGCCGCUGAGACUGGCGGUGGUGGCGGCGCAGCCGCGGUCCUUGACCCGGCUGCUCGCCGCGGGCGCCGGGCCCGCCGACGGCUGCCUGCUGGCGCUGGCCACCAGCGACGACUGCAACGACGUCGACGACGCGGCCAGGCCCGAGGUGGCGCGCAUCCUGCUGGCUGCUGGCGCGCGCGCCGACCCUGCCACCGCGCAGGAGGCGCGCAAGCGCGGGUUCGCGCUCCUCGCCGCUACCAUAGAGGCGGCUGCCCGCUGACGCCACGGCUCAGACCGUCGAUCGGUGGCUCCCAAAGUUCCUGACAGCGUUACGCCUGAGUCCAGUCACGUAUUAGCUACUACCGCCCCGCUCCUACCAUAAUCAACAUUAGUACCUAACACAAAGUUAGAAUGAAACAAUGUUCUUUGAAUACUUUUAAUGUUAAGGCUAUGUAAGAUAAAUGAUAUUUACUUUUUGUAAGUAUGUUAUUAAACCA
Molecule: messenger RNA, 6598 nt
Organism: Schistocerca nitens (vagrant locust)
Lineage: Eukaryota; Metazoa; Arthropoda; Insecta; Orthoptera; Acrididae
Exons: 22
Coding region: 106-6381 (2091 amino acids)
Molecular function (GO): protein binding
Source: RefSeq, a predicted model, not a curated record